AUGAGAAGAUUAUUACUAAGAUUGUCUGAUACAGGAGAACCAGUUGUUAGUUGUUCAUAUGGGAAAGGUGUUCUAACUUUGCCAUCUUUACCAAACCCUAGCAACUACAAAAUAGGUGAUCCAUUGUACACUAUUGUUCUAGUUGUAGCAGCCGGAUGUCCUGUUAGUAGAGAUGCUAUUUUGUGGACAAACGUUCCAAAAGAUCAUAAAACUGAGUUUAAGAGGGACAAAUUUUACAAAAAUAUUAUCAAGGCUAGUUUCCACAAGGAUGAUUAUAUACACAUUCCAAUUUACCACCCUGGUCCAUAUUGCUAUUAUAUAUCUUUUAGAAAUGAUAAUGACGAGUUGCAAACUACUAAAAAGUUUUAUUUUGUUACUCCUCCCGUUUUAACCAUAAACGAUAAUUUUGUUCAACUAAACUCGAUAUCGUUGCAGACUGUUGUUUCCAAGUGGGUAGAUCCUUCUAACUGGGAUCCCAUGUUUAAAAAAAUUUCCAGAAAAGGGUAUAACAUGAUACAUUUUACUCCUUUGCAACAAAGAGGCGAAUCGGAUUCUCCGUAUUCUAUAUAUGAUCAGUUGAAGUUUGAUCCUACUUUUUUCAAUUCUUCAGAGGAUGUUUCUAAAAUGGUUUCUAAGUUACGUUAUAGUUAUAACAUUCUAUCUUUGACAGAUGUGGUAUUUAAUCAUACUGCCAAUAAUUCUAGUUGGCUAAGGGAUCACCCAGAUGCCGGUUACAACCAAGUAACUGCACCCCAUUUAACUCCUGCUAUCGAAUUAGAUCAACAAUUAUUAACAUUUAGCGUGGAGAUGGCUAAUUUGGGCUAUCCCUGUGAUAUGAAAAACGUUGAUGAUUUGAUAAGAGUUAUGGAUGGUAUUAAAAUACAUGUCUUAGGUAGUAUUAGGCUAUGGGAGUACUAUGUUGUGAACGUGACUGAAACUUUAAAUAGCUUAAAACUAUCUCUUGAUGACAAAGAUUCAGAAUUGCCUCGCUUUGAAAAAGUUGGCGACGAUGUUGUUAAUGAUAUAGUCAAGUUGUCAAAGUUCGUAAAGGAUAACGCAGCAGUAACUCCAUUUGAUGAUACUGUCUUUGGGACUAAAUUUUCCAAGAAGUUAGAUAGUCUUAAAUUUGCCGGUAUUUUAAUUAGUUUUUUCCCCGACUACGAAAAAUCUGAUCUAUUAAAUAAGGCAAGGGAUAUUGUAAAUGAAAUCAACUUACCUCUUUAUAAACAGUAUGAUGAUGAUGUUGCUUGUAUUUUGUUACAGUUGUAUAAUAGGAUCAAAUACUUAAGAUUGGAUCCAAAUGGCCCGCAACUAGGUAAGGUUACUUUUUCUUCGCCUUUAACUGAACCCUACUUUACUCCAGUAAAGUCUUCUAAAGAUGGCAAGACGUAUUAUCUCGCUAAUAAUGGUUGGAUUUGGAACGGUAAUCCAUUAAUUGAUUUCGCUUCUAAUAAAACAAAGUCUUAUUUGAGAAGAGAGGUCAUUUCUUGGGGAGAUUGUGUUAAAUUGAGAUAUGGUUCAGGGCCGGAAGAUUCUCCCUAUUUGUGGGAAAGAAUGGCAGAAUAUGUUAAAUUAAAUGCUUCGAUAUUUGAUGGGUUCCGUAUUGAUAACUGUCACUCCACACCCAUACAUGUCGGUGAAUAUUUUCUUGACAUUGCUCGUAAAGUUAACCCAAAUUUAUAUGUUUUAGCUGAGUUGUUUAGUGGUAGUGAAGAGUUGGAUUGUUUAUUUGUGGAAAGGCUUGGUAUCAACUCUUUGCUAAGGGAAGCUAUGCAGGCAUGGUCAGAAGAAGAAUUAAGCUCUUUGAUUCACAAGUAUGGUGGUAGACCUAUAGGUUCUUAUAAGUAUUUACCAUUGGAUGACUAUGCUUAUUCGACUGAUUUUAAGUUGGAUGAAGAAUAUUGUGAGUAUUUGAAGACUUCUAACCAAAUUAAGUGUGUUUCAGAGAUUAAAAUGCCGAAAACUUUAACAGCGACUCCACCUCAUGCCUUGUUUAUGGACUGUACGCAUGAUAACGAGACACCCUUUCAAAAGAGAACUGUGGAAGAUACUCUUCCUAAUGCUGCCUUGGUUUCUUUUUGUUCUUCCGCCGUUGGUUCUGUUUAUGGCUACGAUGAAAUUUUCCCAUACUUGUUAGAUGUUGUGAACGAAAAAAGAAAAUAUAGUGUUAAGCAAGAUGAUGGUAUUUCUGAUGUUAAAACAUUAUUGAACAAAAUCAGGAAAAAAAUUGCGCUGGAAACUCAAGACAUUGAAGAUUCAGAAAUGCAUAUUCACCAUGAAGGUGAGUAUAUAACAUUCCACAGAACAAAUACUAGAAAUGGAGCGGGAUGGUUUUUAAUUGCACGUUCGAAAUUCAAUGAUGAUGUACCUUAUCAAGCUCCGCCCAAAAUUGUAUUGAAUUCCAGUAUCUGUAAGUUCGAUUUUGCCUACACUUUGGAAAUUGUAGGGGAUGUUCCACAAGAUACCAAGUUUAUUAAUGGGGUUGAAACAAGAUUGAGGCCUUUGAGUGGGUUGGAUAUUAAUAAAAUUGGGGAUUCUGAUAAUGUUGAGAUCAUUAUUCCUGAUGAUUUCCCUGCUGGCUCUAUUGCAGUAUUUGAAACGAAGCACAUUGGUGUUGAUAAAGAUUUAGAUACCUAUCUUAGAUCUGGUGUUGUUAAGGCGUGCAGAAAUCUGAAUCUAGACUCUUUGAAUGCGCUUUUGUAUCGUUGUGAACCUGAAGAAAGGGAUUCCAGCAAUGGAGAAACCGGUUGCUAUGUGAUUCCAAACUAUGGGCCGAUAAUAUAUGCUGGUUUACAAGGUUGGGUGUCAAUAUUUAGAAAUGUGAUAUUCAAUAAUGAUUUAGCACAUCCUAUAAGUGAACAUUUAAGAAAUGGUCAAUGGGCCUUGGAUUAUGUUUGUGAUAGAUUGAAUAAAUAUAAAAAUUUGGAUGGUGUUGAGGAGUUCCAAGCUUGGUUAAUCUCAAGAAUGGAGAGGAUUAAACGCAUUCCUUAUUAUCUAAUUCCAACUUAUUUUUCGUUAAUCGUUGGGGUUGCUUAUGAAUGCUGCAGGUUUAAGUGUAUGCAACUUUUAUCGCCUAAUAUUGGUAAGUCUACGUUGUUUGUGCAGAGUUUAGCUUUAGCUUCAGUUCAGAUGGUGUCCAAGGUGUAUUCGGCUUCAUUGCUGCCUGACAAGUCCGUUAGCUGUCUUGCUGCUGGUUUACCGCAUUUUAGUUCUGGUUUUAUGAGAUGCUGGGGUAGAGAUGUGUUUAUCUCAUUGAGAGGAUUAUUAUUGACAACUGGUAGGUUUGAAUAUGCCAAAAGUCAUAUUUUGGCAGCUGCAAAAACUUUGAAACAUGGUUUGAUUCCUAACUUGUUGGAUUCUGGUAGAAACCCCAGGUAUAAUGCUAGAGAUGCUGUAUGGUUUUUCUUGCAAGCUAUUCAAGAUUAUGUGGAUAUUGUGCCUGAUGGCAAGAGUAUUUUGAAAGAAAAGGUUACAAGAAGGUUCCCCUUGGAUGACGAGUAUAUUCCAAUCGAUAGCCCUAAAGCCUUUAGUUAUGAAAGCUCUUUGGAAGAUAUUAUUUAUGAAAUUUUUUCAAGACAUGCUAAAGGAAUUAAGUAUAGGGAAGCAAAUGCAGGGCCUAAUUUGGAUAGAGUGAUGAAAUCUGAUGGUUUCAAUGUCGAGGUACGUGUUGAUUGGGAAACUGGAUUGGUACAUGGCGGAUCCCAAUCCAAUUGUGGUACAUGGAUGGAUAAGAUGGGCGAAAGUGAGAAAGCACAUUCUGUUGGUGUUCCUGGUACACCAAGAGACGGUGCUGCUGUUGAAAUUAACGGAUUGUUAAAAAGUUCUUUGAGGUUUGUCAGAAAAUUAAAUAAAAAUGGAGAUUUUAAAUAUGAUCAUGUGCUUAAAAGCGAUGGGAGCAAAAUUACCUUUGCAGAAUGGGACAAAUUGUUGCAAGACAAUUUUGAGAGGAAGUUCUAUGUUCCUAUGGAUCCUGCAGAUGAUGAUAAGUAUGAUAUUGAUCCUAAGAUUGUUAAUAGAAGAGGUAUUUAUAAGGAUUUGUAUAAAAGUGGGAAGUCAUAUGAAGAUUAUCAGUUACGUCCGAACGCCAUGAUAGCUUUGACUGUAGCACCAGAAUUGUUCACACCGGAAUUUGCUAUUGGUGCUAUUGAAAUUACGGAUAAAGUACUAAGAGGGCCGAUUGGUAUGAAAACAUUAGAUCCAAGUGAUUAUAAUUACAGACCGUAUUAUAAUAACGGUGAUGAUAGUGAUGAUUUUGCUACAGCAAAGGGUAGAAAUUAUCAUCAAGGCCCUGAAUGGGUUUGGUGUUUUGGGUAUUUUUUGAGAGCAUACCAUUUCUUUUAUUUUAACUACAAUCCAAAGUCUCAGAAUCGUGUCAAGCGUAAGCCAUCAUCUUACUUGUACUUACAAUUGUACAAGAGGAUGGACAAGCAUAGGAAGUGGAUCGUAUCUAGUCCAUGGGCCGGAUUGACUGAGUUGACUAAUAAAGAUGGUGAAGAGUGUAAGGAUUCUUCACCUUCUCAAGCAUGGAGUAGCGCUUGCUUAUUGGAUUUAUUUUUUGAUUUAUGGAGUUUGUAUGAAGAGGAUGUGUGA
Molecule: messenger RNA, 4590 nt
Organism: Saccharomycodes ludwigii
Lineage: Eukaryota; Fungi; Ascomycota; Saccharomycetes; Saccharomycodales; Saccharomycodaceae
Gene: GDB1
Product: bifunctional 4-alpha-glucanotransferase/amylo-alpha-1,6-glucosidase
Exons: 1
Coding region: 1-4590 (1529 amino acids)
Biological process (GO): glycogen catabolic process; glycogen biosynthetic process
Molecular function (GO): 4-alpha-glucanotransferase activity; amylo-alpha-1,6-glucosidase activity
Source: RefSeq, a predicted model, not a curated record